Messenger RNA from Pogoniulus pusillus (Red-fronted tinkerbird), 3726 nucleotides. RefSeq names its product potassium calcium-activated channel subfamily M regulatory beta subunit 2 (gene KCNMB2). Lineage: Eukaryota; Metazoa; Chordata; Aves; Piciformes; Lybiidae. The record is from RefSeq and is a predicted model, not a curated record. Gene Ontology annotation, cellular component: membrane; voltage-gated potassium channel complex. The transcript has 6 exons. The coding region runs from base 796 to 1782 and encodes 328 amino acids. Gene Ontology annotation, biological process: potassium ion transport; detection of calcium ion. Gene Ontology annotation, molecular function: potassium channel regulator activity; calcium-activated potassium channel activity.
ACAGCGUGGGAAAUCAGCAAGCAGCCUGAGCCGAACAGGAGCAUCUCUCUGGCACGCUCUUGACUCAGAAAAGCAAAUACCACCCAAGGACAAAGUGGUCCGAUGGAGGUGACUGAGGGAAAGGCUGGGAAGCCCCUGAUUUCACACUGGCACAUACAAGGAUACACAAGGAAGAGUGAGUGCUGGAGAAAGAGCUGCACACCUGCUUCUACACAGCCCUGGCUUUUCAGAAAGUAGAGGCUGCACAGCCAAGGUGCUCCCUAUUUGUGUGCCAGCCACGGGCUUUGCACGAUAUUGGGACUGCCCCAACCCCAAGUCCACUUUCCUGCCCAACUCCUGCAGUUUUCUUCUGAGGAGCAGGUGAGAGGCAUGAGUUUUGCCAAAUGACAGCAAAGGCACCGACUCUGCACCGAGCAUCCCACCCUCAUGGAGAUGGCCGUCAUGCCCCGGAGGAGUCCAGGCAGCCAGGGAUGCUCAGGCAGAGCAGAUGGGAACAGAAGUUUUUAUAAAGGUGGGGAUAAGGAUCUUCAUGAAAAUAAAGUUUGGAGAGAGAAAGUUCAGCUUUUUGGGGCUGACUUUAUUCAGAGGGUCUGUGUACCCCCUUCCUUCUGGCAGCUCAUUUCUGAGUAAUUACUGAACAUUGGUGCUUCACCUCUAUUUAAGAACACUAAGCGACUAAAACUGCCUGGGAACUGCAAAGAGGAGCAAGAAAUAUUUGGAGACAUCAAGAGACAAGAUACCUUCUGAUUGUAGGUAGGCUGCUUUCCCAAAGGUGGAAACUACAGAAGUAUGUAGAUGAGAAGGAAAAUCUCCCUGUCAGAUCCCAUUGAAAUCUCCAUUUUGGGCACUGCUGCUCCGCUGCUUCUAAGAUUGCGUCAAUGGGCUCUGGAGGGAGCCAGCAGCCAGUGCUCUUCAGAUGGGAGCAUAGGACUUGCAACAUGGGGCCCAGGAAAGACAAGGAACGCGGCCAUGGGAAAGGAAAGCAGAAGGCCUCAGCACCCUUCCCACCUUCAAAGAUGGUCCUUCCAUCGUCCCACUGCAGCGAGCAAAGCCAACACUGGGCAGUCCUCUAAAAUGUUUAUUUGGACCAGUGGCCGGAGCUCUACAUCUUACAGACAUGAUGAGAAAAGAAAUAUUUACCAAAAAAUCAGGGAUCAUGAUCUACUGGACAAAAGGAAAACAGUCACAGCCCUCAAAGCUGGAGAAGACCGGGCCAUACUCCUUGGGCUGGCCAUGAUGGUGUGCUCUAUCAUGAUGUACUUCCUCCUGGGAAUCACCUUGCUGCGGUCUUACAUGCAAAGUGUCUGGACAGAAGAGGCUCAGUGCUCACUCCUCAAUGCAUCCAUCACAGAAACCUUCAACUGUUCAUUUAGCUGCGGUCCAGACUGCUGGAAAAUCUCUCAGUACCCCUGCCUCCAGGUGUAUGUUAAUCUCACCUCUUCUGGCCAGAAGCUCCUGCUCUACCAUACUGAGGAAACAAUGAAAAUUAAUUCUGAGUGCUCCUACAUACCCAAGUGCGGCAAGAACUUUGAGGAAUCCAUGUCGCUGGUGAACGUCGUGAUGGAAAACUUCAGGAAGUACCAACGCUUCUCCUGCUUCUACGACCCUGAAGGUGUUCAGAAGAAUGUGAUCUUAACCAAACUGUACAGCUCCAACGUGCUGUUCCACUCCCUCUUCUGGCCCACCUGCAUGAUGAUUGGCGGAGUCGCUAUCGUCGCCAUGGUCAAGCUGACUCAAUACCUUUCCCUCCUUUGCGAGAGGAUCCAAAGGAUCAACAGAUAAAGUUGGAAACUCCUGGGAUUUAAUGACAGUGAAAAUACUGUUCUCUCAUUCUUCACCAAAGAACCUUAAGUUUGUAACGUGCAAGUCUGUUAUGAGUUCCUUAUUACACUCUUAUAAGUAGAGCAAUAAUGCAAAAGCUGUUGUAUAUGCAAACAUGAUGUUAUUAUUAUGCAGACACCUGGAAAAAAUACUGUUUUGUGUUGACUGUCUAGAUGAUCUUGGUUGAUGCUGAGACUAGUAACUUCUUUCUUUCUUUUCUACAGCCCAGCUAGGGCUCAAAGUGACCAUUUGCCAAGCUUAGUCAAUUGACAUUUCUCAGUGUAAAAGGAUUCUGGGGAAAAUUCACCACUGGACAAAGGGCAGCCAGCCUCUUGUGCAUCACUGCAAGCCUCAUGUCUGGCUCAGUCCAUUCAAUGGAUUCAUGGCUUUGCUUUUAGAUUGUUGGCUGCAGAGAUUAGAAAAAAUAUAUGUAUUAUUGAUAGGGUGGGGGUUUUUUAUGGUCAGAUGGCACAAAAGGAGCAUAUUUCGAGGGCAGGAUAAGUACACAGUAUUUUCAGUCUCAGUAGGACUCGGUGAAGCUUUGUGUUUGCUCCCUCGGUUCAAAAGUAAAUUUUACCCUGUGGUGUUUAAGGUCUUUUGGAAAACAGUUUGGAGUUUUAUUUUUUAUAAAAUACAAAAUUCCUUUCUGUCUUAUCAAUGUCAUCUUUGUCUCUUGCAGAAGCUGUAGCCAAAAACCAAAAUUCACCUUGUUCCAUUUUCUAGUCUAGUCCAAGCCCUAUUGAUGGCCGUGGGACCAGAGCUCCUUAUGUAAAGGUUUAUUACACAUUUGUCUUGUAUUUGCUACCAUAGCACUGUAAAGAAAAAAAAACAACCACAAAACCAACACAAUCAGCUAUUUUUUUCCAUUUUUUACUUCCAACUAUUUUAGAUUUUUUUACUUGAUAUAUAUAUAUACAGAUAUAUCUAUAAAAAGAAAAAGCUAUAUUGUCUCUUCCAACCGGGUUGAUUCUAUGAUUGUAUCUAGUUGUGUAUUGGAACCUGAUUAUGGGGGAGAGGGGGGUCCUUUGUUUUUACCUAUUAGAAAGUGGACAGUGCAAUUCAUGUGUUUAUAACCUUCAUCCUUGGGUAAUAUCACAACAUGGAGGGGCAGCGCCGCAGAAGCGCAUCCAAUAUUCAUGAUGUUGUUUCAGUCAGAGGUCUCCGUUGCUGUGACAUCGAAAUUGACAAAAAGCUCAUCCCAUUCUAUGGCUCUAUUAACUGAAUUGUUAGAUAAUCAUCAUAAUGCAUCUGGAUAUCUCUCCUGACCUUAACUCAGAAUGCAGUGCUGGCUGACGGGGAAGCAGGAUUUAAAAGGCUCAGGUGCAAUGAUUUAUUGGGAUGGCUGAGAUUCUAAGAUGCUGUCCUAGCUGUCAAACAUUUGCCACAGAGUUGCUGCCAGCAUAAUUUCAUGCACACUAUAGUCACAAUUUCUGCAUCAUUUAUUUGUGUUCCCCCUGUAGAAAGCAUUCAUCCUUAUGUGUUAACACAUCUCUUGGAGUUUUUCACUUUGCACCCAUCCUGAAGCACAAACUCCAGGCAGCUCUUGGAAGCACUCUGCAAACUCACUAUCCAAUAGCUCAAAGAAACCAUUUACAAACCUAGCCCAACCAAGAAAAUAACUUCUUUUUUCCCCUCCCUCAAAAAAGGCUGCAAAGCAAAUAUUUCUGCCUGGCUCAUCUAUAUAUAAGUUCAUUUUCCACAACGUGGCAUUAAAAAUCUCAAGAUGCUACAAAACUUUACAAGUCAUGCAAGUGUAACGUGAGCUGUUCUCAGCAGUGGAAAUGAACCUGCAAUCUUGUAAUCAGCAGUAUAAUUUUCCUCAGAUAAAUACAUUCCUGGAGGGUGGGGGUAUAAUCAGGGCUCCAAAAAUAUGUAAUAAAAAAUAUUAAAUCUUCCAGAUUUCAA